UUAUAUGUUUGAAAAAAAUAAUAAUUAAAAGGCAAAUUGAAUGUAAACUCAACUUACGCAUCAAAAUUAAUUAAAUGCACCCAAAAAAAUUAAAAAUAAACAUGCCCUAGAUGUGAUGUUAUACUUGACCACCAUUGCACCACCAGCCGCCGUUGCAGCACCAUAGAUCCACUGAGCUCAGCCACCGUCCCUCCCUUUGCCGAAAACAGAGAGCUCCUCGCCUCUUCACUGUCCAUCGACCAGCUCUGCCCCAUAACUACCGGAGCUCCAGUCAAUUUCACGCCGUCAAUCAUAGCUCCACAUUCACCUCCUUCUCAUAGAUUCACACUCGCAGACACAAAAGAUUUCAGCAAGAACUUGAGGUUCAGUCGCCGCUCUGAUUAAGUUACAGCUCCUGUUUCUUCUUCCCAAAAAUCGGAAACGUUCAUUUCUUUCAACCUUGUCCUAUUCAAUAAAUAAACUCAUGAAUAUGUGAUUUUUCUAGUAUAAUUUGUGAAAUUAGAGUGAACUAGCAGUCUUAACAGAGUUCUUUUUCGAUAUAUUCCUCUUGGUACUUUGCCUGAGAACUUACUUAGGCCAAUUUGGUUUCAUUGGGAGGCCUAUUUUGCUGCUGCAAUGUGUUAAACUUGCCAUGCCGCAUCGUGACAUUGAUCGGAGAAGCUUGUACAUCGAUGUUCAGUGCUCUGUUUAGUAUCAAGACUAACAACUGCAAUACCCUCUUUGUUCUUCUGGGAGAAUCCUUUCUGGUUAUUGUGGUUUGCCACAAUGCUCAACCUUAUUGGUAGACGUCGAUGUUUAUCUGCUGAAGUAAAAUCAUCAAAAUUGUUGUUGUUCAUAGAUUCUUCAGCAAUCAUGCAAUGGAACCGAUCAAUGACCACCAGUAAAAGAGUCCAAGACAGAAGCAAGAAGAAGCGGGUGCAUGACCUUGAAAUAGUGACAGAGAAGCACAAAAUACUCUCCAAAGUCCUAUUAAUAUUUGAAGUCCUUAAGCAGGAGCCUCAGCAAAUCAUAUCGAUUAGGGAACUUGAUGAUUAUAGAAGACAACUAAACCUCCCAAAACCCCAUAAAAUCUCGGCCUUCUUGCGGAAAUCCCCCAAGCUUUUUGAGCUGUACAAGGAUGAUAGAGGUAUCUUGUGGUGUGGUCUGACAAAAGAGGCUGAAGAUUUAGUCCGGGAAGAGGAGGCUAUUAUUGAACAACACAGUGAUAAAGCUGCAGAGCUUGUGACUAGGAUGCUGAUGAUGUCUGUAGACAAGCGCCUUGCCUUAGAUAAAAUUGUUCAUUUCAGAAGAGAUUUGGGGUUGCCGAUGGAUUUUAGGAACCAUUGGGUGCGGAGGUUUCCUGAUCACUUUAGAGUUGUUCAGCCAUUCAAGCCUUAUGAUGAAAGUGAGUACUUAGAGCUUGCAAAUUGGAAAUCAAGUUGGGCUAUGACAGAGUUAGAAAGAAAGGCAUUGGGGGUUAUGCAGGCCCCAGAUGAUCACAUACCUUGUCCUCUUACCUUGUCUUUCCCCAUGAAAUUUCCACCUGACUAUAAACAAGUGUUGUCCAGAUAUAAGGGGAAGAUAGAGGAUUUUCAGAAGCGGGAAUACUUGUCACCUUAUGCAGAUGCCAGUGAAUUAAAGGCUGGAACACUGGAGUUCAAUAAGAGGGCAGUUGCAGUGAUGCAUGAGCUGCUGAGUUUUACAGUCGGAAAGAGGUUGGUGACAGAUUACUUGACUCAUUUUAGAAAGGAGUUUGUAAUGCCUCAGAAACUGAUGAGACUGUUGCUGAAACAUUUUGGGAUCUUUUAUGUUUCAGAAAGAGGCAAAAGGUUUCAUGUAUUUAUCAACAGUGCUUAUCAAGGUUCUGAGUUGAUCGAGAAACAUCCUUUGAUUGUUUGGAGGGAAAAAGUUCUAAGCUUUGUUGGUUACAGAAAGAAGAAGGAAACAAUGGACACUCUUACAGAUUCGCAGGAAUAUGAAGAUGAUGAUAUGUUUGAGUAUGAGUCAGAAGAUGAAAAUGUUCAAGCGGAAAACAACAAGGGUAGUUUAGAGGGAGAUUUUCUGGAAAAUGAAUCUGAGAUGGAGAUAGAUGAAGUUUGUAGUGCAUACAGGGAAUGAGAAGUUAGCAAUGCAUACUAGCAUGAAGAAUCGGGAAUCUUCUUUCACUGCAUACUGUAGUCAUAGUUUGAUCCUAAUUGACAUGUGUUUAUCUGCAGACGUUCUUGGUUUCCUCCAUGUUUUUCCAAGACUUAUUUGAUGAGUUUGCUUGCCUGAACUUCAAGAGUCCUGAUCUUAACACGGUUUUCUUUUUGCAUAAUAUAUAGAGUCGGAUCAUUUCUUCAAUGCACUGAAAGUUCACGAUUCCCUUUGUUGCCUUGUGAUGCAUGGAGCACGUGAGAGUGUAAUGCAUGUACUCUGGGAUACUGAGAGGUGGCCUCCAAAGCAUUGUGUAUAUACUUCAGAUGUCAAGGCAGAAGGGACAGUAGCGCGAAGCUGUUGGUGCAUCUGGAGGUGUUUAAAAGCUCGCCAAUAUGGGUGACGACAAAUUUCACUGUAUCAGAAGGUCUUUGUUGUCAACUCUUGGAAUCCCUUUUCCAUUUCCUUAAACUGUUCAAUGACAUAUUGCAAGAUCCUUUGCUCUCCCCUGAUGACAAACUGCAACAACACAAGGGCCAUGUAUCGGAAAAGGACAAUCACGAAUAAGCAAAGAGGAAUUGAUGGAGGGAUCAGCUUCAACCAAGUAACCAAAUUUGAAAUAAGGGUGGGUAAGAAAGAAGAAAUUGAUGCAAUAUGUGAAGAAUUUAUUUACAAACAGUUAACUAAAGAAGAUGGAAGUCAUUGCCUAGCAGACAAAUUGUUGUUGUGCUAAUGUUUUGGCCGUUGAAUGACCAAAGCGCCAGUACAUUUAACGAUGUGUUUCUUCAUGACAUGGCCUCAUUGGUUCUGCUUUUUGUGGUUACAAUUUAGAUGUGUGAAGCCAUUGUUCAUUAAUUAAAAGGGAUAGUUCAUAUUGGUUAGGGUAAACAUCUUUGUACUGUGUAUAACGAUUACAAAUUGAGAUUUAGACAUAAAUUUAUAUCUAGGUUUUGACUUUUUA
Solanum lycopersicum (tomato) is the source of this 3076-nucleotide messenger RNA. Its product is annotated as protein WHAT'S THIS FACTOR 1 homolog, chloroplastic. NCBI's taxonomy places the organism in Eukaryota, Viridiplantae, Streptophyta, Magnoliopsida, Solanales, Solanaceae. Gene Ontology annotation, molecular function: RNA binding. The record is from RefSeq and is a predicted model, not a curated record.